Colletotrichum gloeosporioides is the source of this 5181-nucleotide messenger RNA. RefSeq names its product Cell division control protein 48. The transcript is spliced from 7 exons. Gene Ontology annotation, cellular component: mitochondrial outer membrane. Gene Ontology annotation, molecular function: ATP binding; ATP hydrolysis activity. The record is from RefSeq and is a predicted model, not a curated record. Bases 1 to 5181 code for a protein of 1726 amino acids. NCBI's taxonomy places the organism in Eukaryota, Fungi, Ascomycota, Sordariomycetes, Glomerellales, Glomerellaceae.
AUGGAGCAGGGCAAAGCCCAGAACGACGCGGGCCCAGGCACCUCCACAGAAGACGAGUUCCGAUACGUGGCGCCUCGAUGGUUCCUCGACAAUAUCAAAACCGCCGAAGAGCUUAAGAAAGCCCAAGCCAGAAUCUGGCUUGUCGACGAGGGCACAGAAGCUGUCGAAGGUUCAAGCGUGACCGAAGCAACACCUGAUGAGAAGUUCUUACCUGAGGCUGCCGGCGAUGGGCGAGACACCUAUUUCACUGUUGGUCGCGAAGUCGUGGAGGACCUCCUAGACACCGCAGCCUCUCUACAAAUGGUGAAUCUCGCAGGCCGCUUACCCCGCACCCAAUCCAGCAUCACAUUAUCAUGCGAGAUGAGAUUCGGUUUGCAGUUCUUGGACGAGCUUGUCAUCUUCAUGGCCAAGGAACUGGAAUCUUCACUCGUAUCGAUCAACGUGCAAGACUUGGAAGAUGUCGGAUUGGACUUCUAUUGCCAAAAGAAAGCUUUUGAACGGAUAAGAUACCAAAAGGAGGACCAGACUGGUGAUGGAAGUGCCAAUAUCAACGACGAUGACAACGAACUUGGAGACAGUGACGACGACUCUGACGCCAGCGCUGGCAGCUAUGACACCUCGAGCAUCGCCCAAAAAGCUGCGCAACGCUAUUUCGGGGUUUGGAGCGACUCCCUUACAGAAGCCGAGAAGAAACGUAGCAACGAUGCGCUGUCUGCCUUGCUAGAUGCCGUUGAAAAGAAGGGAAAGGCUCCGAAUGGACACAGGGAGGAUGGGGAAGGCUUUGUUCCUCAUCAUACGCCCCAGCCUCCACUGAAUGGUUCGGUUUCGAAGCCAGGCUCCACUAUUCUCUAUCUCCGUGAUGGCUUGGAAUCACUGGAGCCAUCCGAACAUGGCCACCAGACGUGGGGAUGCAGGCUGCAGGACGCCGUCAAUCAGCUUAGAAAAGGCGGGGAGAAAGUCAUCAUCGUCAUGGCCGCAACGCAUACAGAUGCCGAUGAACACGGCAUCGACUCGCACCCAGACAUACCCUGGAAAAUAUCUAGCUGUCACUGCCAUCGGCUUUCAAAAGACGGACGUUACGUUGAGAUUCGCGAUUCCCGGCCUGGCACGACAAUCCCCCUGAUGCCACUGAACGUUCCAAGAGGUUGGCUAGAUGAGAGAAAGUCUGAAUGGGAAGGAUCUAUCGCUGCAACUCGUAUUCAAUCCUUCAAACGCAGAUUGAAAGCGCAACUAGCACAGUACCCUUCGAUGCCCCCGGACCUCCUGGAGCCACAGCACGACUGGUUUUCGCUGCUGCCUGAACGAGUUGCAAGCGAGUUUGCUUCGGUGCAUUUUAAGGAGAGUGUUAACGUAGCGUUCAAUCGCCUACUCUCCCGGUGCUCUAGAAAGCAGAAGGUUGAUUCCAGCGAUGUUCGAGCCAUUCUUCUUCGGAUCAAUGGCAGUGACACAUCGAUAACGGGGGAAGAUGGCGACUCAGAGGGUAAUUCCGACAAAUGCGAUGAUGAAUCCAGCGAAGACAACAAUGAAUCUUCGGAGAGUUCGUGGGAAGAAAAGUUGCGUCAGCUUAGUGGUCUAUACACUACCUCCUGCAUGGCUAAUCCUUUGUUAGAUGAUCUUGAUGCACAACUCGACAAUGUGGUUCUCGACCAGGAUGUGAUGACAAGCAUUACGACUAUUAUACAGCAGCAGCAGCAUCAACCCGAUAUUGGAGCAGCCUCGUCUGGGAUCAUGGAUUUGGUCAAAAUCAGAGGCAUCUUGCUCUACGGACCACCUGGCACCGGAAAGACUCUUCUGGCACGUGUGAUUGCUAAGAGCACAGGACACAUUAUGAUUGCCGUCGACCCCGCCACUAUCAGAACCUGUUUAGUAGGAACGACUGAGAAACGCAUUCGCGCUGCCUUUACCCUGGCGCAAAAGCUCUUCCCAUGCAUCAUAUUCAUUGACGAACUCGACUCCCUAUUCCUCCGCCGCACCAGUAAUGAUAGACCCUGGGAGCGUGCUUCUGUCAUCCAGUUCCUCCAGUCUAUGGACGGUUUGGUGCAAGACAAGCGCGCUCCACUCGUCAUCGGAGCCACCAACAAGCCAAUGGAUCUCGACAGCGCCUUCUUACGCCGACUGCCGCACAAGGUUUCUCUUGGACUCCCGGACGCCAAAGCGAGGACACGAAUACUCCUUCUGCUUCUUGAGGGAGUCAACUUGGAUCAUGUCAAUAUCGACCAUCUUGCCGCCGUAACCGAAGGAUUCUCUGGAGCAGACCUGAAAACCCUUUGUAGCCAAGCGGCCCUUGAUUGGGCUGUUCAGAAAAAUAUGGAGUCAGGUCAACCAAGCUCGGAGCUUGAGGCGCGCUUGACGGACGAGCACUUUUCCAAAGCAUUCGGUAAGAUAAAGCCAGGUACCUCACAGAAGGAUCUGGCGUUACUCGAGGAGUUCACAAAACGUUUUGGCCCUGUCACGCGGGCGAGUUCCAACCAAGCGCAUUCUGAUUCUCCGGUAGAGAAGAACUAUUACAAAGUGGCCGAUGCGUGGACGAACUUUCCUGAGAAAGCACGGAAAGUCAUUCGUUGGAUUGAUUCUCAAGAGCCCAACGGAGAGAGUAGCCCAUACUUCUGGGAAAAGAAGUUGCUGCCCCUUCUGGUUGACCCACACACAAUCGGAGCAUGCUGGUCCGACCUCGCGAUCCAUCCCAAGACUGAGCAGGAGAUCAAGGAAAUCCUCAAUCACCAUAGUAACAGCUGCGAAUCCACACAAUCCUAUGGUCUCCUGAGAGGUAGCCAUACAGGAGGCGCCCUUGUUUAUGGACCGCCUGGGACAGGUAAGACUCAACUGGCACGUGUGCUAGCCCACGAGUCUGGCACAGUCGUCAUCUGUGCCACACCGGCCGACCUCGUGAGUAAGCAUUGGGGAGAGGGACCUAAAGCAAUCAAGGGUCUCUUCAACUUGGGGAGACUACUAGCCCCGAGCAUCAUCUUUAUUGAUGAGGCGGAAUCGAUGUUCCCAGCCAGAGAACUGAUGCAGCGCCAGCGCGAGCUGGCCGAUAUCAACCAACUGCUACACGAAAUGGAUGGUUUGACGAAGUCAAAGGAUACGCCAUUCGUUCUGAUUGCUACCAAUCUUCCUGGACGCCUGGAUACAGCUGUUCUACGUCGUGUCCCUAGCAAAUUCUACUUGGGACUUCCCACUACGGAAAUCAGAGCAAAAGUUUUUGCAGCUGUCUUGAAGGAGGAAAUUCUCCAUUCUUCGGUUAACGUAUAUCAACUCGCACUCCUGACGCCUGGCUUGACAGGAUCGGACAUUCGGACAUUAUGUGUGCAAACGGCUAUUAUCUGCGACAAGAUUGUGGAAGAGGGUGACAACAAGGGCAAAAGACUCCUCACUAGGGACCAUUUUGCGGAAGCUCUCAGUAGAAUGAGCCCGACCUUCACUAAAGAGGCACUCUCAGCCAUCAGAAAUUUCGCAGAAGCGAGUCAUCCUGUGGGACUGGAGCAGAUGGAAGCAUGGGAGGCAGACGCAUUACGAGUCCAAGAGUUUUGGGCCACAAGGAAGACUGAUUCCGGCGUAAGUGGAGAAAGCCAUACUGCAGAUUUUCCAAACAACGAGAACACCUCUAAUCCCCUCUUCGACGAAGGUCCUCCCGACUCAAGCGGAGGACCUGUCUCCAUCAUAAACCCACCGGCCGGCUGUCUCGAGAAAAUACGUCGGUGUGCCAAUUACACCCCCCUACCUACUCCGACAUCAAUUCGGCUUGUAAAGCUUUACAACUUUACUGGAUCUAAACCAUGGUCCAUGCAUGAACCCAUCCGGUGUUCAAUUGUUCUCGCGGACCUAGCAGACACGCCCGAAUAUUUCGCUCUCUCAUACACGUGGGGUGAUCCCCGUACGAUCUACACAGAAAAGAAUGAUGUGCUCUCCGCUGAGGCUUGGGCAUCCCCCGCCUUUGAGAUUGACUGCGAUGGCCAUGCUGUGUCUGUCGCCACGAAUCUGUAUACGGCCCUCGUUUCUAUCCGUGGGAAGUUCAGCGAGAGGAAAUUCAUCAAGCCCAUUAGCGAAGAUCAAUUUCGCCCCAACAAUGCCAAUUAUUCCUACAUAUGGAUCGACGCUCUUUGCAUCAACCAGGAUGAUUUACAAGAAAAGGCCAACCAGAUCCCUCUUAUGAAUCGUAUUUACAGUCAGGCCCGUGCUACAAUCAUGUGGCUUGGCGGCGAGGAGCCGCUCAUCAAGAGGGGUGUACCUGAAACCAUGGACAAACUUCAACUCGUGGUCAAUCGGCUCCGGGAGGAAAUAGGGCCCGAAAAUGAGGACCUGGUGAUUGAUUGGUGCCGAACAUUCGACAUCUACGACCCUGAUGCCUAUGAGGUGCUUGGUCUGGAGCCUAUCGACCUGGUGGACCUUGUUGGCUGGUACCUCCUCUUUAGCCGGUCUUGGUUCAAGAGGGCAUGGGUAGUCCAGGAAUGGGUCCUGUCUCCGACCUGCUUUUUCCUCUGUGGUACUCUCACGUUUUCUACAGAAGCCUUUUGUAGCAUGUUCAUUGAUUUCUCGCGCCGGCAUUGGACAUUGCAGAUUCAAAAGCUGGUCAUUGCUAACCUCUUGGAUCCCGAAACGAUGGCCAUCCCUCAUGGGCUAGAACAGUUUAACACCGACCAUCGUGACUUUCCUUUGGAGUCUAAAUAUCGCACCCUGCCGCUGUUUCGGGCGAAAUUGGACUACAGCAUCUUCGACGAGCUCGAUGAGUCUCUUCUGGCUGUUUACAUUCUGAGGGAUUUCUUUACCGACGAGCGCUCAAAAACCCCUCCGCGAGAUCCAAGCUCGCAGGAGCUAUGGAAUAUCGGCAUGUCGAUUCAGCUGUUCCGUGGCAGGCGCUGCUUUAAUCCACGGGAUAAGAUUUAUGCAUUCCAUGGAAUCUUCAAGAAUUCCGACGGAAUGUCGAUAUUUCCCUCCCCGGAUUAUCUGAAGUCAGUAUCUGAGGUCUACGCCGAAGCCACUCGUGCCAUCGCCCUCGAGAUAGGAAUUUCAUUCCUUCAUUUCCGAGAGUUUCGAUCAAGCAACCCUCACGGUCUGCCCUCCUGGGUGCCCGACUAUCAAGUACAUGAUGGCUUCCUGAAGUUGGACAACCCAUUUACGCCCACCAAGCAUCCGUCCAGCUUCUUCAAAGCUGCGUCCGGUCUGGGAACAUCUACGUUGUGA